Molecule: messenger RNA, 3528 nt
Organism: Scatophagus argus
Lineage: Eukaryota; Metazoa; Chordata; Actinopteri; Scatophagidae
Gene: tfeb
Product: transcription factor EB
Exons: 11
Coding region: 953-2515 (520 amino acids)
Biological process (GO): humoral immune response; regulation of transcription by RNA polymerase II; positive regulation of DNA-templated transcription
Cellular component (GO): nucleus
Molecular function (GO): RNA polymerase II cis-regulatory region sequence-specific DNA binding; DNA-binding transcription factor activity, RNA polymerase II-specific; protein dimerization activity
Source: RefSeq, a predicted model, not a curated record
UGCACAGUGUCACAACUAAUUGGUGUCUCAGUGACUUCUCUGAAGUGUGUUUGUCCCAGUCAGCAGCUAUCUGCUGUGUUUCAGUGCACUGUGGCCAUUCAGAAUACUUCCUUUUUUUGUGUUGUGUGUUUUAAGGAUGCAGUGACAAUGACUUCCAGUAAAUGAUACUUGAAUCUCUAUGUCAUUUUUUAAAAAGUACUUAUUGUGUAACAAUAGGCUUAAGUCCUAUGGCCAUCUGAGGAGGAAGAUGUGUUUGUGGCAGGUUGACAGUGUGUGGGAGUUCAUUUAAAGAACUAAAUUUGCUGAUUCAUUGCAAUAUAGUUCUCAAAAUCACAUAAGACAGUCACAUAGAAGGAAAAAAAAGGAAUUACUUCUUGGGUUUAUGAGUGUCAAAGCACGCACACGUGUAGGUGUUGCUGUAUGUAAAUGCUGCACACUGUCUUAGGAAGGAGGAUGGGCUGAAGGAGGAGUUCUACUGUCGAGCAAAAAUCAGAAAAAAGCUACAGAGAGAUGAGAUUAGUUUACUGGACACAGGGCUGCCAUUGUUGUUGCCCAAGACUACGGCAUUCAGACUAAUUUAGGGGAAAAGGAGGAGAAGGGGAGGAGGAGGAGGAGGAGCAGGACAAGGAGGAAUAGGAAGCUUAGCUGGUGGUUACUGACUGGGAGGAAGGUGACUAAUAGUGACUGUCACUCAGCCUACUGUUACACUGGAGGGAGGAGUGGCGUCACAACCAGUGAACCACCAUAUGACUGCAGUAGUUGAUCGGGACCAGCCAGCAGACUGUCUCUCUCAGUGAGUGAGUGUUAUUAACACGUGGAUUACCAGAUUUCUCUUGGAUACAGUAUGUUGUCUUUGGGAUAGUUGGAGAGUUUGCUGAUCCCUCUACCUCUCGGGCUGGACUGCGGUGCAUUGACGUCGGCUCGCCCUCCCCUGCCCCCUCGCCCCCCAGCAAUGGCCUCGCGCAUCGGCCUGCGGAUGCAGCUGAUGCGAGACCAGCUGCAGCAAGAGGAGCAGCGUGAGAGGCAGCUACAGCAGCAGCAGAAUGCAACCCUGCAGUGCAUGCAGCAUCGCAUGGCUGGGCCACCUGCCCCGACCCCAGCCAUUAGCACCCCGCAGCAUUACCAAAGCAUGCAGGUCCCCAUGGAGGUUCUCAAGGUACAGACCCACCUUGAGAAUCCUACAGACUACCAUAUCCGUCAGUCUCUGAAGCAACAGGUGAAAGAAUACCUGUCUACCACCUAUGCCACCAAACAGACGGUGCAUGCAGCGGCAGGGCUGGUGCCGCCCUCUCCUCCUACAAGCAUGGCGCCUACGGGGGGUUCGGCGUCAGCUCCCCCACCACUCCACUCCCCACAUAUUCGCACUGAGCAGCUCAUGUCUGGUAACAGUGCCCCCAACAGUCCCAUGGCUAUGCUCAAUAUUGGCUCCAGUCAUGAGAAGGAGAUGGAUGAUGUCAUUGAUGACAUCAUCAGCAUGCAGUCCAAUUACGAUGACAUUCAGGGAUAUAUUGACCCUGUCCAGAUGCCAAACACACUUCCCCUGUCGAGCAGUCACCUGGAUGUGUACACAGGACCUGGGAUGAAGGGCCCAGCCAUCGCUAUGACCAGUAACUCUUGUCCUGCCAACCUGACCAUCAAACGAGAACUGUCAGAUGCAGAAGCCCGUGCGCUGGCCAAAGAGAGACAGAAGAAAGACAACCACAAUCUGAUUGAAAGGAGGAGGCGAUUCAACAUCAAUGAUCGCAUCAAAGAGCUGGGAACCAUGAUCCCCAAAACCAAUGAACUUGUGCACAGUGAUGUGCGCUGGAACAAAGGCACUAUAUUGCGGGCAUCUGUAGAGUACAUCAAACGCAUGCAGAAAGAUGUUCAGAGGACCAGAGAGGUGGAGAAUAACUUCAAAAGGAUGGAGAUGGCCAACAAGCAGCUGUUGCUACGCAUCCAGGAGUUGGAGAUGCAGGCUCGUCUGCAUGGCCUGCCCAGCAACUCUCCCUCUGGCCUGAACCCGACUGAGCUGAUGGCUCCUUAUAUAAAACAGGAGACAAGCCCAGAGGAGAACCUCUCUCAGCCCCAGGCACAAGCCCACCACCAGACCCAGCACUUACCCCAGAACCAGGCUCAUCCCCAGGCCCAGCAGCAUCACUUCCUCCCACACGCCCACCUCCACCACCAGGGCCAGAUUCAGCCACAGUCCAGGCACCUGCCUCCGCUCCCCCACCACCUGCAUCCCCAGCCACCCAUCCAGUUCCCAUCUGUAGGCAGCUCCCAGCCCUUUGACUUUGCCCAGUCGCUGGACAUGUCUGAUGGGAUUCCUGGCUUUUCAGACGGCAUGUCAGGGCUAGGUGACCUGGGCGGACUGGACGUCCAAGGAAGGAGAGGCGAGCUGGGCUUCCUGAUGAUGGACGAGCCCUUGUCCCCUAUGGGCGGAGACCCGCUGCUCUCUGCAAUGUCCCCUGAAGCCUCAGUCGACUCCAGCCGCAGAUCCAGCUUCAGCAUAGAGGAUGGAGACAUACUGUAGACACGUGUGCACACACACAUUCACUUACAUGAAGAGGUACAUGCAGAUGUUUCAGAGAGGUUGUGACACAAUAAGUGACUGUACAUCAGCUCAAACGCAACACAUUUAUAGCACAUACAGCAGGAAGGAAUCAGCCAUCAGCCGUGACAUCAUUCACACAGCACAUACACAUCACACCGGUGACACUCAUUUGUGGUACAAUUAUAUCAACAUAAUGGCACGAGCAAACAAUGGUACACAUUACUCACACAUUUGAAAAUAUUCUGUACGGUGCAAACGUUUGCACAAGCACAAAACUGAGCUGCAUGAAACUUUGCCCAACAGACUGAGAAUUUAUGAGAUGUGAACCGACUCUGCCAGGUCAGGAGUUAUUUGGCCUUGUAUCCAUAAAGGUGGCUCAGAAUUGUAAUUGAACAAGGGACAAAACCGGCAGUUAAUUAGAUUGAAGUUAUCAGAUACAACCGAGCGCCUUGUCUCACUUAAUAGAAGACUAGUUAUUUUCUCCUUAUAUCAGCCAAGCAACCAUAAAUGAUUGAAUGGACGAUAAUGAAUAAAAUGGAAAAAGCUGUAUGGUCCUGCAUGCAAAGUUUCUCUAAUGGGGAUGCAGUCCAGACACAUUGCUCUGUUCCUCAGUCUGUUGUUCCACAGUUUGCUUUAGUGUCUAGCACUAGUCAUUUGGUGUUUAGCAAAGAUCUGUGUUGGACUGUUUGGCCGAAGUGUAUUCUUAAAGUGUCAACAUUUUAGGGAAUAUUUUAAAAUUUACCGGAUGGACAACUUACUGUAGGCAGAAACCCUUUUCAUUUCUUUUAUCUUCAUCACUUCUGGUUCUAACUGUUGUCUUCUCACAAACAUGCUCACACACUCUGCUGUCCCCCAGUCUCUGCACAUUUAACAACUGACGCUGUCAAGUCCCGAAAAAGUCACUUUAAAGCAUGUUGACUGAGUGGAGAAAACCAUUUGAUUGUCUUCAGAAACAAAAAAAAAAAACAACAAAUUAAAAAGGUUUUCCAAAA